This is a messenger RNA of Lingula anatina, 912 nucleotides long. RefSeq names its product galactose-3-O-sulfotransferase 2-like. NCBI's taxonomy places the organism in Eukaryota, Metazoa, Brachiopoda, Lingulata, Lingulida, Lingulidae. The record is from RefSeq and is a predicted model, not a curated record. Gene Ontology annotation, molecular function: galactosylceramide sulfotransferase activity. Gene Ontology annotation, cellular component: membrane. Gene Ontology annotation, biological process: glycolipid biosynthetic process.
CCCAGUGUGACGGGGAAAUUUAAUAUUUUGUGUCACCAUACUCGGUACAGCAGGGCACUCAUGGACGUUGUACCAAAAAGGACGGUCUUUAUAUCUAUAUUACGACAUCCAAUAAAGCUGACAGAAUCCUGGUUUGUCUAUAUGAAAAUUUCUAAGAGACUGCACAUAGACAUGGAGACUUUCUUAGAGGCUCCUCAGAAAUACUACUCCAGGUACGGGUAUGUCAACGGGGUCUCUCAGCCGUUUCCAAAUUCAAUGUUGUUCGACUUAGGACUGCAUCCAAUAGAGUCAUUAAAUCAGUCCAAAGUGUAUGAAAAAAUUUUGGAAGUAGAUGAAGUGUUUUCAUUAGUUAUGAUAGCAGAAUAUUUUGACGAGUCAUUGAUAUUACUUAGAGACCUACUUGGCUGGUCGUUUCAAGAUAUAGCGUACUUCGCACAAAACAUGCGCAAGAAAACUGGCGGCAAAACGGAGAUCAUGAGUUUGAAAACGAUACAAAAUAUCAAGAAAAUCCAUGCUGGAGAUUUGAAACUUUACGAGCAUUUUAAUAAAACAUUUUGGAGAAAAGUUCACACAUUUGGUGAAGAAAGAAUGCAGAAGGAGCUAAAGGAAUUUAACGCUGUCAAGAAGGCGUGGGAAAUACGAUGUAUAAGUGAACGUGUAUCUUACAGCAAUAUGACUGAUAAAGAGUUCAGGCCCUAUGAGACUAUGGUUCUUGGGUACAGACUGAUUCCAGAGAUGGCCAACGACACCAACUGCGUCCUCAUGGCGACGCCAGAACUACCCUUUACUAGGAGAAUCUACAAACGCAUGUUUGCCAUGAAACAAUUAAAAGGAAAUACAUUUAACACCGAGUUGAUAAAAGAGUGGACGCCUUUCGAUGCUGAUUCUAAAGCCAAAUCUAAGGUACGAUGA